AAUCAUCAAUAUUAUAAUUCAGGCCAAAACUAUGGGCAUAGCCGCAUAGUCUUCUAACAAUUCCAUCAAACAUAAAUAGGAAAGCCUCAAAAAGAGCCCUUUAAAGGCUUAGUUGAGUGCUCAUAUCUUAUCUCUCAAUUCUUGUAACGUAAUUGUGCAAUCUUAGCCAUGUUAGACAACAAGUCGAACUCGAUCUUGAGAUCGUUAAUCUCCGGCAAUAAAUUCGGGCUAAAGAAAUAUGGCUCUGGUGGUGUGGGAUUAGGCAUUGUGGCUGCCCUCGAUAAAUCUUGUGAGGGUAAUCUAGCCUUGUGUGGUCGGAAUUUGAAUCGAUCCGACCCAGUUCAGGUCAAUUCACCCAAGAAUUCGUCGAGAUUUAGGGGUGGUUUAGAGGACAAUUUGGAGGAGGAUUACACUAUAGUGACCCGUCAUGGUCCGAACAAGUCCUAUACUAGGAUGUAUUUUGAUGGAGAUGAACAUGGCAGAAAAGGUGAUGACAGAACCCCCUUCAGAAUACAACACAAUAAUAUAAAGACUAUAAGGGCAAGCGUUUUCGAGAUAUCUCCGGCGAGAUCCAUAGAAGCUGCUGAAUUUCCGGCUUCUGAUUUUCUCAGUUCAUGUCAUAUGUGCCAGAAGAAACUCCAUGGCAAAGAUAUAUACAUGUACAGGGGUGAGAAAGCAUUCUGCAGCACAGAAUGUAGAUACAGACAAAUAGUGAUGGACGAGCGCAAAGAAAAAUGCAGAUCUGAAGCUUCAAGAUCUGUUGAUGUUUCAAAUUCACCUUAUACAAAUGAAACAAUAUUUUCAACUGGAAUUCUGGCAAUUUAGACUGAAUAAAUGGCUUCAAGAUUCUCUAGCCAUUAUAUAUAUGAUUAGUAUAUACAUAUGGUACAACUUAUUUUCUUUGCUUUUAAACCAAAUUUUGGGAGAACUUUAUGCAAAUGAGUUAGUUAAUUUUUAACUUUGAUUAUCAGUUCUUGGU
Olea europaea var. sylvestris is the source of this 979-nucleotide messenger RNA. Its product is annotated as protein MARD1-like. The coding region runs from base 169 to 825 and encodes 218 amino acids. NCBI's taxonomy places the organism in Eukaryota, Viridiplantae, Streptophyta, Magnoliopsida, Lamiales, Oleaceae. The record is from RefSeq and is a predicted model, not a curated record. The transcript has 2 exons.